AUGGAGUCCCGCCCCGCGACCACGGAGCUGUCUAACAAACGGCCUCGGUCUCCCACGACCGACCAGCAGCCACAAUCCAAGGUGGCCAAAACCCAUUCCAAUCACCUCCAAAUAAAUUACCUCGCGCGACAAUGCCCCGAAAACCUUCCACUCGUUUCCUCCGAAGACAACAUGCCCUCGAUCAUUCACCUGAUCGGAGAAUAUGAUGGAGUGCUUCAACGCCAUGAGAGCAUCGCCGGUAACUUGGGCGCAUGUCCUCUGGGUCCCAUUUUGAUCAAGCGCUUUGAACGCUUGUUCGAUGGGCCUCCGCGCGUGAUCAAGGCGCAUGAAAAGGAUGAAUCAACGGUGACUUGGUUGGAUGUUGUCGAGUUCGCCAAAAGCAACCCUGACCAGUUCAAUCUGGAGAAAGCUCGCAACGGUGCGCGCAUCUGCCAGUUCUACACCAAGCAGUGUCGCGUGGAGAUCAGCGAGGAAGACCAUUUGUUGAUCGCAUCGGGCAUGCCCCAGAGGAUGAUCCCCCCACAGCCGAUCAUCGAGGAUGAAGAGAAGGAGUUGGGCGCACUGGAAAUCCUAGAAAAGAACCUCCAGCAAAUCACUCAGACCGCAGAUCAAACGUCUGCCCGAGCACGUCAGCUUAGUUACCGUCUGAGAAACCGCCGCACCGCGAUAAUGAGCCGCCGCCAGAACGAUGCGACUCUGCAGUCUCGUCCUGGAGAGACACGGCGCGAAUCCAACGGUCUUCCGUCCCAUGCUUCCCCGUUAAGCGGCUUUGUUGCUGUCAAUGCGGCUCGAGCUGAGGCCGAGGCCGCCGAAGACAAUCCGCUUUCAGCACAAUUCGCUUUCUCACACCCCAAUACUGAUAAUGUCACAAUCAUAAAUGGAACCUCGAUCAAAGGCGCAUCACCGACUACUCGCGCUGAGUUGAUGAAGAAGUUCUUUACUACCGCCGAUCGUCAGGCACGAGGCUACGAUGACGCUACAACACCUAUCGUCAAUCCUUUAUCUCGGCCUCGACCUCAGGCGCCAGAGGAUCCGGCGAACUUCAACAACACUGUUUACAGUAGCAGUGCCUCCAGCCCGGCGGUGCCUAUCCCCAGCACCCCAUCCUCCCUGUUACCCCCGCCCAAGUCCACCCCUCAGGACAAAGACGAUGGCGGACCGUACAAACUAGAGAUGGUAGCCCGUAUGGAGGAGAUGGUCCGCGGCGAGCGGAUAACGCCACCGUGUGAUCGAUGUCGUCGACUCCACAUGGACUGCCUGAAGAACUUGACCGCUUGCGUAGGCUGCACAAAGAAGCAUGCCAAGUGCUCUUGGCGAGACGUGAAGGAGGUGGAGAUUCGCGCAGCCUGGGCUCCAUCCGCCACCGCACGAGAAGCCAUGGAGGUAGACAUGAACCGCACCUACGCUUUCCCUCCACAGCGCCCUUCUCCCAGCUCCCGGGCCUCUGCUGAGCGUCCCACGGGUCCAUAUGACACCGCCUACGCUCACCAUCACCGCCGUGAAUCAGCGCCAAGUGCCCCUCAAAUGGUACCAGCCGCGGGUGGUGUUCCAAUGAACCUUCCGUCUUCCGAAAACUCCCCCCGCAGAGCCGUGAGUGAGACCGAGAGUAACGGUCGGCCGCACCAUGGGCCCGCGCCUCGACAUGCUGAGGAAGAGGAUCCAGAUGCGAAUCAGCGAUUGGUGCAGGCGAUUAUGGAUACCGUCGAUCACCAUACCCGUGUCGCAGCCGCUGUGGAGGAGAAGGAAAGGGGUGCUGAGCGUUAUUCGGAUCGUGGGGAUGCUCCUCAUGACCGCGAUAUGGAUCGGGACCGAAAUCAGGACCAAGAACGGGAUCGGGAUCGGGAUCGGGAUCGGGACCAGGACCGGGACCGAGAAAGACGGAUCUUGCAGACUUGA
Molecule: messenger RNA, 1896 nt
Organism: Penicillium verhagenii
Lineage: Eukaryota; Fungi; Ascomycota; Eurotiomycetes; Eurotiales; Aspergillaceae
Product: Zn(II)2Cys6 transcription factor domain-containing protein
Exons: 2
Coding region: 1-1896 (631 amino acids)
Biological process (GO): regulation of DNA-templated transcription
Molecular function (GO): DNA-binding transcription factor activity, RNA polymerase II-specific; zinc ion binding
Source: RefSeq, a predicted model, not a curated record